Messenger RNA from Spodoptera littoralis (African cotton leafworm), 702 nucleotides. NCBI's taxonomy places the organism in Eukaryota, Metazoa, Arthropoda, Insecta, Lepidoptera, Noctuidae. The record is from the annotation of a GenBank genome assembly.
AUGUUCUUCCCUUUAUCGCACAUUGUGAGCAUCUUGGGCGAGUUCAACCGCGAGCAGGAUGCAUUCAUCAAGGGGCAGGAGGGUCGUGGCAGUGCCGCCGCCGUGCCUCCCUGGGUGGGAGCUCCCAACGAGGCCGCUCUCAAGGAGGAGUGCCUAUCUUUGUCUACUGACCGACGGAACUUUGUGCGCGCUCCUCCCGCUGGUGUCGAGUUCGAUUUCGAUUAUGACAAGAUGUACCCAGUGGCUGUGGCCAUCAUGGGCGAGGAUCCCAACCUCGAGAAGAUGCGCUUCGAUCUCUUGAUCAUCUACAAAAAUAUAUAUCGCUGGUUUCAAUAUGUUUCCAGCAUCACGGAGGAGAACUUCUGGCGGAACUAUUUCUACCGCAUGUCGCUGAUCUGCCAGGCUAACGAGGCGGACGCGGCUGCUGGACGCCAGAGCAGCGCCGAGGACUCCCAGGACGACGAUAAAUCGGCAAGCGACAAUCUGAUAGCCAAUGAAAAAUCGUCACAAGAAUCGAUUGAUGACGUCAAGAAACGAAUAAAAUCGUUGAAAGUCGAUAGAGAAAACGAAGAUGAACAAUGGGAGAAAGAGCUUGAAGCCGAGCUGAAUGAGUACGAGGUGGUAGCAGACAAAGCCGGGGACGACAAACAAUGGGAGAAGGAAUGUGAAGACCUACUCGGAGACGACAUGGACCUCAAGUAG